CAUCCCCCUGCCAUGAGGCCCUUGCCUGGAUGCUGGCUCUGCUGCUGUCUGCUCCUGGCUUUCUCCUUGGGAGCCCAGGGGAACCCAGAGUAUCCUCGGGUUACCCCAGAGCAAGUCCAUCUGUCCUACCCAGGUGAGCCAGGCUCCAUGACUGUGACCUGGAUCACGUGGGCGCCAGCCCGGUCCGAGGUGCAGUUCGGCACGCAGCUGUCUGGGCCACUCUCCUUUCGUGCCCAUGGCACCACCAGCACCUUCGUGGAUGGGGGAGUCCUACGGCGCAAGCUCUAUAUCCACCGCGUGACACUGCAGAAGCUGGUGCCGGGUGCCCAGUAUGUUUACCGUUGUGGCAGCUCCCAGGGCUGGAGCCGGCGGUUUCGUUUCACAGCCUUGAAGAAAGGGACUCACUGGAGCCCUCGCCUGGCUGUGUUUGGGGACAUGGGGGCUGACAACCCGAAGGCCCUGCCCAGGCUGCGGAGGGACACUCAUCAGGGCAUGUUUGAUGCCGUGCUCCAUGUGGGAGACUUUGCCUACAACAUGGACCAGGAUAAUGCUCGCGUCGGGGACAGAUUCAUGCGGCUCAUUGAACCGGUGGCUGCCAGCCUGCCGUACAUGACGUGCCCUGGGAACCACGAGCAGCGCUACAAUUUCUCUAACUACAAGGCUCGCUUUAGCAUGCCGGGAGACAAUGAAGGCUUGUGGUACAGCUGGGACCUGGGCCCUGCCCAUAUCAUCUCCUUCUCCACUGAGGUGUACUUCUUCCUGCACUAUGGCCGUCACCUGGUGGAGAGGCAGUUCCGUUGGCUGGAGAAUGACCUCCAGAAAGCCAAUAAGAACCGGGAGGCCCGACCGUGGAUCAUCACGAUGGGCCACCGGCCGAUGUACUGUUCCAAUGCGGAUCUGGAUGACUGCACGAGGCACGAGAGCAGGGUCCGCAAAGGCCUCCAAGGCAAGUUGUUUGGCCUAGAGGAUCUUUUCCAUAAAUACGGUGUGGAUCUGGAGUUCUGGGCUCAUGAGCACUCCUACGAACGACUGUGGCCCAUUUACAACUACCAGGUAUUUAAUGGCAGCCUGGAAAAGCCCUAUACCAACCCUCGAGGCCCGGUUCACAUCAUCACAGGAUCUGCGGGCUGUGAAGAGCUGCUGACUCCUUUUGUCAGGAAACCCAAACCCUGGAGUGCCGUGCGUGUGAAGGAGUAUGGGUACACGAGGCUGCACAUCCUUAACGGCACCCACAUGCACAUCCAGCAGGUGUCUGAUGACCAGGUCUGUCCGGGGGCCACAUACUGGGUUAUAAACUGCACAGCUUGGUCCAGGACACUGACAGAACGCCUGCUCUGUGCCUGGCAGCGUGUGCGUGCAGAGGACAGGCACCGGACCACAAACACUUACCGAGCACUGACAUACUGA
This is a messenger RNA of Acomys russatus (golden spiny mouse), 1407 nucleotides long. RefSeq names its product acid phosphatase 7, tartrate resistant (putative) (gene Acp7). Gene Ontology annotation, molecular function: acid phosphatase activity; metal ion binding. The transcript has 12 exons. NCBI's taxonomy places the organism in Eukaryota, Metazoa, Chordata, Mammalia, Rodentia, Muridae. The coding region runs from base 13 to 1407 and encodes 464 amino acids. The record is from RefSeq and is a predicted model, not a curated record.